UGAGUUAGAAUUAUGUUUCAGAAACAAAUCAUUUCAGAAUUUAAAGUCACUUUUACAUGUUUGUCUGUCAUCUAUUCAGAAGAUGCCCGCUAGGAAAAGUGAAAGGUCAACUGGGGGUUCCUCAGAGAAGAGCGCUACCAACGGAGGUAUUCAUUUAAAGAAAGCCCAGUCUACGAAAACCAAAAGAAAGCCAACUCAGAAGAAAUCAAAUUCAAAGUUAGAAAAGACAUCACUUGUUGAAAAUAUCACCAAAGAAGUUAAGUUGGGCGGAAGUUCUUCCGGAAAUGUCAGGAAAACCGGAAGUUCACAAAUUAACGGAAGUUCCGUCGCUGAGCGAACAUUUCAACAUUUUGCUGGAUGUCAUGUCUCAGCUGCCGGUGGAGUUGAUAAUGCAAUAAAAAAUGCACUGGACGUGAACGCAAAAUCAUUUGCACUGUUCCUACGAAAUCAGAGAUCUUGGACAGCUAAACCACUCGAUUUAGAGGUUGCGGCGAGGUUUAAAGAAUUGUGUGUCCAGCACAACUUCCCACCUCAUCUAAUUAUUCCUCAUGGAUCAUAUCUAGUCAAUUUAGGAUCGCCCAGCAUAGAAACAAGAGAGAAAUCAAUUCUAACUUUUAUUGAUGAACUUAACAG
Eurytemora carolleeae is the source of this 633-nucleotide messenger RNA. Its product is annotated as probable endonuclease 4. Gene Ontology annotation, biological process: base-excision repair. The annotation marks the transcript as partial. The record is from RefSeq and is a predicted model, not a curated record. The transcript has 6 exons. Gene Ontology annotation, cellular component: mitochondrion; nucleus. Gene Ontology annotation, molecular function: zinc ion binding; DNA binding; phosphoric diester hydrolase activity. Lineage: Eukaryota; Metazoa; Arthropoda; Copepoda; Calanoida; Temoridae.